AUGCAGACACACUUUUUCUUCAUUUUCUUGUUUCGCCUUGUGAUUAACAUAACUUGUUGCUUUAUCAUUUCAGCCGUAUUGACGCUGUACCUGAUAAACAUUCUUCUCUACGAUGACGACAGUGCAACAAUGAUUUAUCACGUCUUCACUAUGGCUUGUUACUUCACUCCUAUUUUGGGUGCAAUAUUAGCAGAUUCAUUGUUGGGGAAAUACAAGACGAUUCUGCAUAUCUCUAUAUUGCACGCAGUGGGUAACAUCGUUCUAGCCCUGGCAUCCAUUCCCAACUUUCUACCAAUGGCGGUGAUAUCUAUGAUAGGACUUUUCAUGGUAGCAGCAGGAACCGGGGGUAUUAAACCAUGUGUCUCAGCGUUCGGUGGAGACCAGUUUGGUCCAGGACAGGAACGUGACCUUCAGAGGUUCUUCUCAUUUUUCUAUUUAUCAAUCAAUGCCGGAAGUUUAUUGUCUACUUUUUUGACUCCAAUUUUAAGAGCCGACGUAACAUGCUUUGGAGAUGAUACGUGUUACUCACUGGCUUUCGGAAUCCCUGCAGUUUUGAUGGUCGUUGCCUUAAUUUUAUUCAUUGUGGGGCGUCCUCUGUACAAAAUGUUUCCUCCGCAAGGAAACAUAUUGAUCAAAGUGGUGAAAUGUAUUAUUCAUGCCUUAAAACGACGAAUCAGAGCUAGAUCAGAAGGAAUAACGAAAGAUCAUUGGUUGAACUAUGCUGAUGAUAUGUAUGACACUCAACUGAUUGAAGACGUGAAAGCUAUAUUGUGGGUAUUACUUCUGUUCAUUCCACUCCCAGUAUUUUGGGCUCUUUAUGAUCAACAGGGCUCUAGAUGGACACUGCAAGCUAUUCAAAUGGACGGGCAACUGGGGGGAUUCAUCAUGAAGCCUGACCAGAUGCAGGUUAUCAACCCAUUUUUGAUAAUCAUAUUCAUACCACUUUUUGAAUACAUUAUUUACCCACUGUUUGCCAAGUGUAACCUUUUGAUCAGACCUCUUCAGCGAAUCACUCUUGGUGGACUUUUAACUGCUAUAUCUUUUGUGAUUGCUGGGUUCCUACAGAUCAGAAUUGAGAAUACUUUGCCCGUUAUUCCUUCGUCAGGAUUCAGCCAGGUGGCGCUGAUCAACACAGCUCCAUGCUCUGUGAGCAUUAAAAGUGAUAUACUGGAAACCAAGUUAGCAUUUAACCAGAUGUAUGUAGUAAAGGAUAUCAAGUCAGGCGUACCGCACAACCUGACAUUCACCCCUGCACCAGGAGAAUGUGAAGUCCAGCUGGCAUCAAUCGAUUAUGUUAUCCAGACAGCAAGUAAAGGCAUACACGUCCUGAUGGUGACCUCUGACCUUUCUAAGUUAUUAAUACACCAGGUUACAGAUUCAUUGGAGAAACCAGAGAAUGGGGAUUCAAAUAUUCGAAUUUUGUAUAGUUUUCCAUCGAACUUGAACACUUUGGUGUCAAACAAUGGCACAUUUAAGCUAAGUGGACCAAACGACUACGAAUUACCUAUCCAAAACUCCAGUAUUUUAUACGACACUUCAGAAGCGGUUGGAAGUACAGAGUAUACAAGAGUAUUAUCAGGAGUGUAUUCAUUACAUUUGCCAGUAGCCAAUUCUUCAGAAUUUAGUGUAAAACUACCAAGUUUCGAGUUGAAGAUGGGCGGAGGUUACAUUUUGACGGUGGCACCUGACAAGACAUUUGAGGCUACUGACAUUUUGUGUGCCGGAGAAAUUAUGUUCUCUAUAACUGGACUUGAAUUUUCCUACUCUCAGGCUCCAAGCUCUAUGAAAUCCGUACUCCAAGCUGCCUGGCUUCUGACAGUGGCCUUUGGAAAUUUGAUUGUUGUCGUCAUAGCCGAGCUUCAUCUGUUCGACAAACAGUCGCUGGAAUUUUUCAUGUUUGCUGGUCUGAUGGGUGUCGACAUGUUAAUUUUUGCGGUUAUGGCAUAUUUCUACAAGUACGUCGAUCAACCACAAGAGGGCGACGAAUAUCUAGAAUCGACACAGAAAGAUAACAAGAGUUAUCGAGAAGUUAAUUGUAUUCAGAAUGAGGGCUUUCUAGAAGAUACUAAAAUGUGAUACCACUGGGUACAGUACUGUGAUUGUAGUGUCCGUGGUCUUGAAAUAACAAGAAGGUUAUUGUCCUAAAUGUGUAAUAUAAUUGUAAAACUGGAUAGUAAAUAAAUCCAAAAACUGA
This is a messenger RNA of Limulus polyphemus (Atlantic horseshoe crab), 2194 nucleotides long. RefSeq names its product solute carrier family 15 member 1-like. Gene Ontology annotation, biological process: transmembrane transport; oligopeptide transport. Lineage: Eukaryota; Metazoa; Arthropoda; Merostomata; Xiphosura; Limulidae. Bases 1 to 2076 code for a protein of 691 amino acids. Gene Ontology annotation, cellular component: membrane. Gene Ontology annotation, molecular function: dipeptide transmembrane transporter activity. The transcript has 19 exons. The record is from RefSeq and is a predicted model, not a curated record.